This is a messenger RNA of Trichoderma asperellum CBS 433.97, 615 nucleotides long. RefSeq lists its product as uncharacterized. The record is from RefSeq and is a predicted model, not a curated record. NCBI's taxonomy places the organism in Eukaryota, Fungi, Ascomycota, Sordariomycetes, Hypocreales, Hypocreaceae.
AUGACCGUCAAGAUCACAUCUCUCCUCAUGACUAUCCUCUACGUUACGGGGUUGGUACUAAGUGCCCCUACGCCGAAAAACACCGUCUCGGAGCCCCUUGCCGCCAUCACAAAGCCCUCACAACCCCAGACCCCAUCAACCGAGCGAGCCUCAUGGGUCAACGAGAAGCGAGCUCGCAUCUUCAGAGUCGACAGGGCCUUGUUGGCAAAACUUUCCAAGAGCAAUAAGCCAUCAAAAUACUUCCUUGAUGCAACGCUCGAUCUUAUUGAGACGAGCCAGGACAUCGAGGGGGUUCCCGUCUUUGCCGGUGACAAGGGGAAGACGGUCACCAUUGAUCCAAACGGCGACCUGAUGGCAUCAUAUGGCUCAGAGAAGUUCGUUCCUGUCUGGGGCCACGAGGGGAAGCACCAUAGACAUCAUCAUCGUCGUCCUCCUCAUGACCUUGGUCAGAAAUUUGCCUUUUUCAUCUUGGGUUUCUCUCUUGCUCUUGCCAUUAUCUGCUCCUGUAUGAGAAGUCUAUGUUCUCAGGAAGAUCUCGAGACGACUAGUCCUGCCUCUGAUCCAAGUACGGCCGAAAAAGGGACGUCCUCGGAGGUCCGGAACGAGAAGGUCUAA